Odobenus rosmarus divergens (Pacific walrus) is the source of this 1783-nucleotide messenger RNA. It is a transcript of the gene SCARB2, whose product is annotated as scavenger receptor class B, member 2. The transcript has 12 exons. Gene Ontology annotation, biological process: receptor-mediated endocytosis; protein targeting to lysosome. The record is from RefSeq and is a predicted model, not a curated record. Gene Ontology annotation, molecular function: scavenger receptor activity. The coding region runs from base 100 to 1536 and encodes 478 amino acids. Lineage: Eukaryota; Metazoa; Chordata; Mammalia; Carnivora; Odobenidae. Gene Ontology annotation, cellular component: membrane; lysosome; cytoplasm.
GGGUCGCGGGUGUUCAGGCCGCUGCAGCGGCAGCGGCCGCUCCCUUUCUUCCUGCGCCGGCGCCGGCCCGCGGGGCCCGGCCCGGGAGCUGCGCGCAGAAUGGGCAGGUGCUGCUUCUACACGGUCGGGACGUUGUCCCUGCUCCUGCUGGUGACCAGCGUCACGCUGUUGGUGGCCCGGGUCUUCCAGAAGGCCGUGGACCAGACGAUCCAAAAGAAUAUUGUGUUAAGGAAUGGUUCCGAGACCUUUGACUCCUGGAAGAAGGCCCCUGUGCCUGUGUAUGCCCAGUUCUAUUUCUUCAAUGUCACCAAUCCAGAGGAGAUCCUCAGAGGGGAGACCCCUCGGUUAGAAGAAGUGGGGCCAUAUACCUACAGGGAACUCAGAAACAAAGCAGAUAUUCAGUUUGGAGAUAAUGGAACGACAAUAUCUGCUGUUAGGAAAGAGGCCUAUGUUUUUGAACGAAAUCAAUCUGUUGGAGACCCUAAAGUUGACUUAAUUAGAACAUUAAAUAUUCCUGUGGUGACUGCCAUGGAAUGGGCCCAGGUCCGCUUCCUCCGGAAGCUCAUCGAGGCCCUGUUGAAGGCCUAUCAGCAGACGCUCUUUGUGACCCACACCGUGGACGAACUACUCUGGGGCUACAAAGAUGAGAUCUUGUCCCUCAUCAACAUUUUCAAGCCAGAGAUCUCUCCCUAUUUUGGCCUGUACUAUGGGAAAAAUGGGACUAGUGAUGGAGACUAUGUUUUUCUAACUGGAGAAGACAGUUACCUUAACUUUUCAAAGAUUGUGGAAUGGAAUGGAAAAACAUCCCUUGACUGGUGGACAACAGACAAGUGCAAUAUGAUUAAUGGAACAGAUGGAGAUUCUUUUCACCCGUUAAUAAACAAAGAGGAAAUUCUUUAUAUCUUCCCAUCUGAAUUUUGCAGAUCAGUGUACAUAACUUUCAGUGACUUCCAGAGUGUGCAGGGACUGCCUGCCUUCCGGUAUGAGGUGCCUGGAGAAGUACUAGCCAAUACCUCAGACAAUGCCGGCUUCUGUGUGCCUAAAGGAAACUGCCUGGGCUCAGGAGUUUUGAAUAUCAGCAUCUGCAAGAAUGGUGCGCCUAUUAUUAUAUCUUUCCCACACUUCUACCAAGCAGACGAGAAGUUUGUUUCUGCCAUCCAUGGUAUGCAUCCAAAUAAGGACUAUCAUGAGACGUUUGUGGACAUUAAUCCUUUGACUGGAAUUAUUCUCAGAGCUGCAAAGAGGUUCCAGAUCAACGUUUACGUCAAGAAGUUAGACGACUUUGCUGAAACGGGGAACAUUAGAACCCUGGUUUUCCCAGUGAUGUAUAUUAAUGAGAGUGUUCUCAUUGAUAAAGAGACUGCAAGUCGACUGAAGUCUGUGAUUAACACUACUUCGAUCAUCACUAACAUACCCUACAUUGUCAUGGCCCUGGGUGUGUUCUUUGGUUUGAUCUUCACCUGGCUUGCAUGCAGAGGACAGGGAUCCAUGGAUGAGGGAACUGCAGAUGAAAGAGCACCCCUCAUACGCACCUAACUGAGGCCCGAGCUCGGUGGAGGAGCCGUGUGAGCUGUCCUGAGCUGGACCCGCCGUGAGGAACCUAGCCGCGUCCUCACAGGCAUGUCGCCUGCUGCAGAGAGGAGGGAGGAGACCCGGCGCUGGCUAGUGAGGAGAGCGCUCCGGCCGGAGGUUAAACAACAGACUGACCUGGUUGGCCAGUAGGCUUUAUUUUUUUUUUUUUUUUUUUUUUUUUUUUGCAAGUAUUUAAUAAACUCUUGUAUAG